This is a messenger RNA of Meloidogyne enterolobii, 645 nucleotides long. The record is from the annotation of a GenBank genome assembly. Lineage: Eukaryota; Metazoa; Nematoda; Chromadorea; Rhabditida; Meloidogynidae.
UUCGUAGAGAAGAUUUGGAAUUAAAAAAUACAUUUGCGGAGGAAUGGCCAGGAUUUCAUCAAAUGCUUUCUAUAGCACCUAAACCAGCUUGUUUAAUUGCUCAUAAUGGAAUUUGUUUUGAUUUUAGACUUCUUAUGCAUGAACUAAUUCAAUCAAAUUUAUUAGAAAAAUGGCCAAUUCCUGAAGGGGUUUAUUUUCUCGAUACAUUAUCCUCCUUGCCAGACAUUGAAAAUUCUUUUGACAAUGAAGUUGAAAUUACAACAAGAAAUGUUAAUUGGAAAUAUAUUAUUUCACAAAAUGAAGAGGAAGAAGAAGAAAAUGAGGAAGAAAUUGAUAAUAAUGAAAGAACAUCAGUUAAUUUUGAAAAUUUAAUUAGAGCACCGCCAACAGAAGAACAACUUCAAAAAACUCCAGAUUUUAACAAAAAACAAAAUGAAAAGAAAGAAAUAGGGAGGAAAGGGUAAAAAAUAAUUAAAAAAUUAAAUGGGAUUGGAAGGGAUUAAGGAGGGGUUUGGAGGAUUAAAGGUACUAGCCCUUGGAGGAGAUCGAGUAUAUUUACUAGGGUAGCACCCAAAGACUUUGGGGGCUUGUUGGCGCCUUCGGAGUUCGGGUCAGGGUUUUUGUCUAAAAAUUCGUCGAGGGACG